AGGAUUGCCAAGGCCGGAGCCAGGGGCUGUCAUAGUGAGUUGCUCAGCUCGGGGCUACCUGAGGAUGGGAGGCCGGCGUGUGCGGACCCUGCUGCCUUUUGGCGGCUGCUUCGUGCUCCUGCUGCUACUCGGCUGCCGAGCGUCUGGAGCCGAUGUCGGCGCGGAGAGUGAAGAGACACCGGUUCCAGAACAUGCCGAAUUGGAGCGGACGGAGUACCCCACGGGAGACCGGACGGACGAUUCCCCGCUCCCCACGGGAGACCGGACGGACGAUUCCCCGCUCCCCGCGGGAGACCGGACGGACGAUUCCCCGCUCCCCACGGGAGACCGGACGGACGAUUCCCCGCUCCCCACGGGAGACCGGACGGACGAUUCCCCGCUCCCCACGGGAGACCGGACGGACGAUUCCCCGCUCCCCACGGAGUCGGAAGAGACAGACGCUGAUAAAUCCUCGUGGGAGGAGAAUGAGAUUUCCAAGGAGAGCUCCGAGCCGCCGGUGUUAGAGGAGGAGGAGGGUGACUCGUCAGACGCGGAGCUCAGAGCGCGGCAGGACGGCACCGUUACAGAGGAGACGCAGCCCGUCACCUUCCUGGAUCACUCCUUCCCUCCGGAGGGCGAUUCUGAGAGCUCACCGCGCGAGGGAGAGGAACGCGGAGACAUCGACACCACGAGCGCCGACGUGCAAGAACACGUGAUCACGGCCAUCGGAGGCACGUCAUCCGGAGAGCCCUGCCGCUUCCCGUUCCUGUUUAUGGAGAAGGAGUACGCGGAAUGCACGACGGACGGGCGAGAGGACGGGCGGCUCUGGUGCGCCACCAGCUACGACUACAAGACUGACCUCAAGUGGGGCUUCUGUGAAACGGAAGAAGAAGCCAUGCAGAGGCGGCGGAUGCAAGAAGCUGAGGCCCUUUACCUGCAGGGAGUGAAACUUCUAAACGAGAGCUCGAAGAGGUCGCACAAGAAAGAGGCGUACCAGUACUUCAUGAAGGCAUCCGAUAUGAACCAUGUGAAGUCCAUGGAGAAGGUGGCCUAUGCGCUGCUCUUUGGAGACCCCCUGAAGCAGAAUGCACAUCAGGCCAAGGAACUUCUGGAAAAACUCACAGAGCAGGGAUCACCCAGAGGGCAAACGGCUCUCGGCUUCCUAUACGCCUCCGGUCUGGGUGUGAAUUCCAGCCAAGCAAAGGCCCUCGUUUACUAUACAUUUGGAGCCCUGGGAGGGAAUCUGAUCGCUCACAUGAUUUUGGGCUAUCGAUACUGGGCCGGGAUCGGUGUGGUCCAGAGCUGCGAGUCGGCUCUAACCCAUUAUCGCAUCGUGGCCAACCACGUUGCCAGCGACAUCUCCCUGACUGGCGGCACCGUGGUGCAGCGCAUCCGCCUGGCAGAUGAGAUCGAGAACCCGGGGAUGGGCAGCGGGAUGCUGGAGGAAGAUCUCAUCCAGUAUUACCAGUUCCUGGCUGAGAAAGGGGACGUUCAGGCUCAGGUUGGUCUGGGCCAGCUGCAUCUGCAUGGAGGACGCGGCGUUGAACAAAACCACCAGAGAGCUUUUGAAUACUUCAAUCAAGCGGCUAACGCUGGAAACUCCCACGCCAUGGCUUUUCUCGGAAAGAUGUAUUCGGAGGGGAGCGAAACGGUCACUCAAAGCAACGAGACGGCCCUCCAGUACUUCAAGAAAGCCGCGGAUAUGGGAAAUCCUGUUGGGCAGAGCGGCCUGGGCAUGGCGUACCUGUACGGCAGGGGGGUUCCCGUCGACUAUGACCUGGCGCUGAAGUAUUUCCAGAAGGCAGCAGAACAAGGCUGGGUGGACGGGCAGCUCCAGCUGGGCUCCAUGUACUACAAUGGUGUUGGAGUGAAGAGAGAUUACAAGCAGGCCCUGAAAUACUUUAACUUGGCAUCACAAGGGGGUCACAUUUUGGCAUUUUACAAUCUGGCUCAGAUGCACGCCACGGGCACAGGGGUGAUGAGGUCCUGCCACACCGCCGUGGAGCUGUUUAAGAAUGUAUGUGAGCGCGGACGCUGGUCCGAACGCCUGAUGACUGCGUAUAACAGCUAUAAGAACGGAAACGCAGACGCCGCCAUUGUGCAAUACCUGCUACUGGCCGAGCAGGGCUACGAGGUGGCCCAGAGCAAUGCAGCCUUUAUCCUGGACCAGAAAGAGGCCAACAUAGUCAAUGAAAACGAGACGCUUCCCCGAGCUCUGCUGCACUGGAACCGAGCGGCUUCUCAAGGAUAUACCUUGGCCAGGAUUAAGCUGGGCGACUACCAUUAUUACGGCUACGGGACAGAGGUGGACUACGAGACGGCCUUCAUUCACUACCGCCUGGCCUCUGAGCAACAGCACAGCGCGCAGGCCAUGUUUAACCUGGGAUACAUGCACGAGAAGGGACUGGGCAUCAAGCAGGACAUCCACCUGGCAAAGCGUUUCUAUGACAUGGCAGCCGAAGCCAGCCCCGAUGCCCAGGUGCCCGUCUUCCUGGCGCUGUGUAAGCUCGGCAUGCUGUACUCGCUGCAGUACCUGCGAGACCUCAACGUGAAGGAAAUGAUCUCCCAAGUUGACAUGGACCAGUUGCUGGGACCAGAGUGGGACCUGUACCUCAUGACCAUCAUCGCCCUGCUGCUUGGGACCGUCGUAGCUUAUCGACAAAGACAGCCGCAAGUUGUUCCGAGACCCCCGGCACCGGCUCCGAGACCGGCCCCCCAGGACCCUCCUCCCGCUGCUCAGGAACAGCCCCCGCAGCCACAGGAAGGCCAACAGCCCCCACAGUGAUGCCUCGGGGGCUUCCUAGGACGUUACCUGACAGUUCGAGACUUUUAUUCCAAAAGCUUUCACAAGACCGGAUCUGGCUUACAACGAAACCACUUGGUCCAACGAGUGACUUCUCAGAUGAUGCAAGAUUUCUGCAUAUUUUUUUUCCUUUUUUCUUUUCUUUGAUGAUUUACUGUAUAGAAAGAUGUCCAAUGAGGGAUCCCACUAUUUAUAAAGGACAGUUGUCUCUCGCCAGUCGCACGAACCACGUACGCAAUGGCUCUCCUGAACUAGAACUGUUUUAUUUUACUUUAUACAGAGCCAAACCUGGAGCUUUUUAACUGAAAGGUGGGAUUGGGCCAGGGUUGGUCAGGAUGGUCCCAGCUGCUGCCCACAAUCCUCGCCGCAGCUCUCAUCCUCCAGCCUUAUCCAAGAACACGCGACGGGAGCUUAGAAAGCGAAA
This is a messenger RNA of Spea bombifrons (plains spadefoot toad), 3206 nucleotides long. It is a transcript of the gene SEL1L, whose product is annotated as SEL1L adaptor subunit of ERAD E3 ubiquitin ligase. The record is from RefSeq and is a predicted model, not a curated record. Gene Ontology annotation, cellular component: endoplasmic reticulum membrane. NCBI's taxonomy places the organism in Eukaryota, Metazoa, Chordata, Amphibia, Anura, Pelobatidae. Gene Ontology annotation, molecular function: protein binding. The transcript has 21 exons. Gene Ontology annotation, biological process: ERAD pathway. The coding region runs from base 65 to 2764 and encodes 899 amino acids.